Molecule: messenger RNA, 3527 nt
Organism: Monopterus albus (swamp eel)
Lineage: Eukaryota; Metazoa; Chordata; Actinopteri; Synbranchiformes; Synbranchidae
Gene: synpo2la
Product: synaptopodin 2-like a
Exons: 7
Coding region: 1-2262 (753 amino acids)
Biological process (GO): positive regulation of actin filament bundle assembly
Cellular component (GO): Z disc; nucleus; actin cytoskeleton
Molecular function (GO): actin binding
Source: RefSeq, a predicted model, not a curated record
AUGGUUGCAGAGGAGGUGAUUAUUACUUUGUCUGGUGGAGCGCCAUGGGGUUUUCGUCUCCAGGGAGGUGUGGAACAUCAGAAACCACUCCAGGUGCGUAAACGCAGUAAGGCAUGCAGGGCUGGGCUGCGGGAGGCUGAUGAACUGGUGACCAUCAAUGACCACCCAUGUGGGACACUCUCCCAUGCCCAGGCUAUGAACCUUAUCGACAGCUCCCCUGGGGUAUUACACAUCCGUGUCAAAAGGGCGCCUGCUGGUUUUCAGUCCGUGGUACUUGUGACCCGUGCCCCAUCUCCCCGUAUAGACAAGGAGUACCGUGCUGCUCUGCAUGCCAUGUCACCCACCCACCCACAACAUGCACCUGUCCGUGAAGUCCACCGUAGCCACUCCUCCCUAACCAGUGGCUUGACAUCUCCACCUGGAAGUGAGGCUUACUAUGGCGAGACUGACAGUGAUGCAGAUGUGGCGGGCUACAGCCAGCGCCGUCAAAAACGCCGCAGCCCCAGCAACUCCAGCCCGGGAAAACCAACAGGACGAGACUCCCCUGAGGGUGGGGAGACAUCAGAGAUGAGCGGCUAUGACAAUGACCAGGGGCUACGGGAAGGGGGGCAAGAAGAGGACAGUAGCUUUUUAGAGAUAGCAAAUGUGCCACUGGUUUCCCCUGAGAGGGCAAAAGAGGCUCUGAUGCUAAGCUCCCGCAAUCAGUUUGUGCCCAUGGUGGGUCCUGUGAAUAAACCCGUUGAUGAGGAGCUUACAACAACCUACAUGGAGAAGGCUAAGCAAGCCAAACUGAACCGAGGCGAUACAAUGCAAGACAAGCAAGUAAAGGAAGCUAAAAGCAAGUGUCGAACAAUUGCAUGCCUACUGACUGAUGCUCCCAACCCUCACUCCAAGGGGGUGUUGAUGUUCAAGAAGAGGCGGCAGCGUUCCAAGAAGUACACUCUCACUAGUUUUGGUAGUGUGGAUGAGGACAAGUGUCAGGACUCACAGGAAGAGGAUGGGAUGUUCCCUGGCAGUGAAUCUGAGUUUGAUGAUGAUGUCUUCUCAGCAGCUCCUGAUCCAACUUGGGAUAGUGACUACUUGGAUAUGCUGGAGAGGAGGGCAACUGCAGGUGCUGAAGGUCGUGGCGAUGGGGCAGAGGAUACUCCAAGUCCAGGGCUGAGUGAAACUGCAGGCAAGGGUGCCCAGUUGUUUGAGCAGCAAAGAAAAAGGGCUGCUGAGCAUGCCAAGAAGGUGGAGACAGCUCAACUUAACCUGGAUGAAAGAUGCACCAGACAGAAAUCCAGCCUAUUACCCACUGAGGCUGCCUAUGAUGCUGAAGAGAGGAGUAUUGAUGCCAGCACAGGGAAGGUGCCCCCUCCAGUGGCACCCAAACCUCGGGUCAUCCAAGAAGCCCCACAGAUUCUUCAAGCAGGGGGUAAGGGGGCCCAGCUGUUUGCCCGCAGGCAGAACCGCAUGAGUAUGUACGCAGUGGACGCUGCACCCUAUACCCCUUACCAGCAGGAUGUGACCUUACACAGUGCAGUCCAACCCCUUGACUCCACCCUCAAUCCUUCCCUUCCUCCUCAGUUUAAAUACUCACCAAAUAUCCGUGCCCCUCCACCAAUUGGGUACAAUCCACUGCUAUCCCCUUCUAUCCCUACGGGCCCUCAGAGAAAUACAAGUAAGCCAGAAAGCAAAGGCAGAGGGCGUUCCCACAAAGAGGGCAUCAAAGCCCUGGAUGCCAUGAGAAGACAGCCCUACCAGCUCAACUCUGCCAUGUUCAGUUCUGCUACUAAUUUGUCACCCAUGCCUUCUUACCAGGCCCAGAGGCAACAGCAGAUCCCCAUCAAAAAAGCCCGUGUCUAUGAGAUCAAGAGAUUCUCCACACCCACUCCAAUGUCAGCGCCCACUCUGUCUCCCAAAGUCAUCGCACCUCGAUCAGCCACUACCCUCGGCGAACGUUUGACCGACUUUGGCAUGACCUCCCCACCUCUUGCACAUUUCACCCCAAGCCCAGCUUCACCUCCCUCUCAACCAGCUGGAUGGCCCAGCCUCCCAAAAUUCUCUGCCAUGCCUAUUCCAAACCCUGUGCUCCCUGUAGUCCCUACACCAUACAGUCCAGUAUCAUACACCACUGGGCUCCAGACAGCCAAGCAGUUCCAGAGCGCUCCUGAGCUCAGUAUCCUUUCGUCCUUGCCCCCAGUUCAGGCGCCCAAACCACAUUUUGUUGCCACCAAAGGAGGAGUGCUGCCCCAUGUCUGGAGACCCGGGGCAAUGUGAACAGUAAUAAAUCAGUCAUUACCACACUUUGACAUCUACAUGUUCUAUUCAUUUAAUGCUGAUGCUAUUUAAUUAUUGAGAUAAUAAUAGUAAUAAUAAUUUUUAUUAAUUGGUUUGUUGUUUAAAGUCAAGCAAAAACACCAGAUUUAUUGUGUCCAGUUUCUCAAAUGUGGCAAACUUUCUUUUCUCUAAGGCUUUUGGAAAUUACAACAGACAGUUAAUUAAGGUUAAACACUGUAACAUAAGGUGAUGAAGUGAUUUGGUAUAGAGCAGAAAUCUAGAUGCCCCUCAAUUUUUUGAAAUAUAUAUAUUGAAUAAUGAUAAUUAAUCAGAAACAUCUACUUUCUGUUCAAAAUGCUAGCGAUCACAGUUAUUUUAAUGUUAAAACAUUUACUAACACAUUUAUCUGAAGGGCAAUAAUCACAGGGAAUAUUAGCACAUACUGUAUGUCAUAUACUGUAGUCCACCAUGUGCCUGUCCUGGGGGAAGUUUGUGUAAGGCCUCUGGAGAACACAUUCUACUAAUUUAGCAGAAAUGUCCUCUAAACAGAGCCUGUACGGAAUUAUUCUUUGAAGCUUGAAAUGUCUAAAAGAUGUUAAGUUAAUAGCAGCAGUUCUCAUGAUAGGGUUCAGUCACUGAUGAUGUAUGUUGCGCAGUGUCCACAGGUGCAGGUGGAUUAAAGCACAGCAUUAUCAGCAAGAAACCCACGAUGAGUCUUCUCAUCCAGGUGUUUGAACGAUGCAUGUCCGGUUGAAAACUGUAAAAUGUUUUUAAAUGCCUCGGCCUACUGUGGAAUUAUAUGAAAGUAUAUGCAAAAACAAGGUUUGCUCUUGCAAAGUGUUGGUGAGGUUGUGCCAAAUACCUCUGCUCACUUUAGCUAUAGAGAGCCAUCAUUUUAGCAUGGGUCACAUUCAAUAGGUGCCUGGGCUGUCACUGAAUAUUCUCUUGUCACUGGAUAUCACAGCUUCCAAGUGCCACUUAGGGACACUAGAGCCUACUUAGUAUCAGUGAGAUCUUUGCAGAUCUAUGUAAAUUCUUAACCUUUAUUAAACAAAUAACAGAGGUGAAGGAAUGUAUAUUUGUUUUGUUUAAUUUAUGUUUUAAUCUGAAGGUGUGCAAUGGGAAGUUGAUAAACUGAAAGGCACCAACAUUUAUAAUAGGUUUCAAAGAAUGAGAGUGGCUGUGGAGAAGGGUAUGAACAGGAUAGAGCUAGCCAGAUUACUGAAUGGGAUCAAAGUUAGAACAUUCUUAUAGAAAUGGUCAUG